GAUAUUCAGGAGAUGGUGUUACAUGUACUGACAUUGAUGAGUGUGUCACAGCAACUCACAACUGUCAUGGUGUAGCUCAGUGUUACAAUAAGGAGGGCUCUUUCAUCUGCGAGUGUAGGACUGAUUACGAAGGAGACGGGAUUUCAUGUGAGCCCCUAGGAGAUUUCUCUGUCAUGAUUAGGAACAUAUCCAAGGACAAAUAUUUGGCGACUAUUGUCAAACGGUCUGAAAAAAGUAUCCAGCAGGCAAUCAUAGAAGAUCUUCCAGAUAAACCUGUGCUGGAAAGUGUCAUGGAAUGGCGUUUGAUCAGUGAACAGGAGUUAGCAGCAUCCGAGUCACCAGUGGGAACAUUAGUCAGUCAAGGAACUGCACAGUGGACAAUAAAUAGGAGAUCCGUACCUGUUGGAAUCUAUCAAGUUAAGUUCACUGCAUCUAUUAAAGUCGGUGAUUUAUCUUCCUCGAAUACGCUAAAUGCUUUUGACUACGGCUUUAUCAAAGUUAUUGCAGCUCCUGUGCGAGCCAUAAUCGAUGGGGGAAGCAGUGUUCUCUGGGGUUCUGAUGACACGGUAACAGUGGACGGUUCCCUUAGCUAUGAUGGAGAUAUCGGUCCUGGAAACCAUACUGGGCUGAAAUUUACUUGGUCUUGUUAUCAGCUUCCAUAUAAUACUUCCAUCAAUGACGGUUACUCUGGUGCUUUUGAGGGAGACGUAACUCUAACGUCCAUAGACAUUACUCCUCGUGGACUUGUUAUUAGAAGCCCAUACGUUCUCAGGCUGACAGUGUCCAAAGGUGAUAGAAGUAAUUUUGCCGAAAUUACUUUUGAGAUAGCAGCUGGUGAGAUACCUCAAGUUAGCUUAAGGUGUUUCGUAGAUUGUGGUAAAAUAGUGUCUGCUUCCAACAAGUUUCGAGUGACCUCCGAGUGUCUUAAUUCCCCUUGUAUUGGUUCAGAGUACAGAUGGCAAUUAAUGAAGAUAAAUGACGAUUCAAAGGAACUGGAGCUUAUAACUAUUCUACCCAAUAUGACAUCAACAGCAUUAAAUGCUACUAACAUGAUAAUAAAGAAGAAUUCUUUGCAGUCAAGCUCAAAAUACGCUCUGAACUUGACUGUAAUACCUCCUGGUGGGACAGCAGGAUUUGCAGUGCUUGAGUUUGAGACAGCUGGACAGCCCAAUAGUGGAUAUUGCAUGCCAUCAGCCGUUGUAGGUUUCUCUUUGGGAACAAAGUUUUCAUUUGAAUGCUUUGAAUGGCAAGAUAAAAGUAAACCACUAACCUAUGAAUUCCGCCUUGGAGACGAGCCAAUUUCCUAUGGCACCUCCUCAAAAUCUGUUUCGACAGUCUUACCUUCUGGGUCACCGGAAAACGAUUAUCAGCUGUCCAUUAACGUCAUCAUCAAGAAUGCUGUCGGCGUAGCUGUUGUAGAGAAGCUCUCCGUCAAGGUGGUGCCAUCAUCUGAACUCGAUCCCUGCCGUUCACCGGUAGAAGAAGUUUCCAACAAGUUGAAAGGUUUUGUCAUUGGGGAUAACAGCGACUUAGAUGAAUUUCUAAAGAAGGGUGAAAUUAGCCAAGCCUCCCAACUUGCCAUAACUGUUCUCAAAUCAGCCGACGAGGAAACAGAAUGCGGCCAAACGUUAAGCCUGGAUACUAAAACACGGAUUUCGAGUACGUUGAUAGAAAAGUUCACCUCCAUAAAGCCAGAGGACCUUCAGAUGUCUCGAACUAUUAUGAGUGUAGUCAAACUAGCAGGCGGUAACCAAGAAUCUCAAUCUUGCAGUGACUGUGGGAAUGCUGCGAAUGAAACUAUGAAACUAACGGAUGCCACAACAGAAUUACUUAAGUCUGCCCUUAGUGACUUAGAAGAGCCUUUUUCUGAUGAACUGGAAGAAUCGGCUCUGAGUAUUACCGCUUGUCUAAAAAACGUUCUACAGUCUGCCUCAGGGUCGAGCAAUGGAAGUGGAGAUUCAAGGAAGAAUAUUGAAUCUGAGAAGAUGAAAGCUGUAGACUUUAAUCCGUUCAGUUGGGACAAUAGCAGCAAGAAAGUGCAGUCCAGUGUCAUUAGCCUUGAGCUUCAAACGGAAAAUACAACAAAACUGAAUGUCUCAAACCUCGAUAAUUACAUUGAAAUAGUUAUACCUAUCUCCACCCCACCUCCAAAUACGAGCAACGGUACAGAGCAUUAUUUUCUAAAGCCAGAAAAAUUGACCAUGAGAAGCUACUACGCUGACCUAGCAGAUGUACCUGUUUCCAUAAGGGUGGGUGUGGCAGAGGAGGAAACAGUUAAAGUGUUUGUUAAAUUUGGGUCAAGACCUACCACAGAGGACUCUGAUCUCAACUUUACGGUAAAGGUCGCGUCAAAGUGCGGAAAUGGGACAAAGAGUGAGGCCAACGACACCUCGUGUAUUCCACAAGAGAGAACCGUUACUGUACUUCCUACCGAACCAGGUCAAAUUUAUAUAGGUUUAUUGUUCGAAGAAUCGAAAAAUACAAGCAAGCAUUCCAGAGAGAGACGGUCAUGUUUCGGCCAUGGUCGCCAGAGACGAUCAUGUGUUGGCGUAAAAGAUCCACCUCCACAAGGGAUCCUUCAGACGAUUAUGCCUCAAUUUAACCCAGAUACAGAUAUUAACUAUACGCUAAGUAUAACUCAGUCAAGUUGUCUGUAUUGGUCUGAAGAAGAGGAAAAAUGGACAUCCGAUGGUUGCAAGGUUGACCUGGGCUCUAAUACCACGCAUCUUAAAUGCCUCUGCAACCAUCUGACGUCUUUCGGCGGAAACUUCAUCCAAGCGCCUAAUCCCAUCGACUUUGACAAAGUUUUCACAGAGUUUGCUCGACUUAGCGAGUCAGGCAACAUUUCUGUGCUCGUGACAAUUGCAUGUGCGUUCCUUCUUUACUUUGUAGCGCUUGUAUUUGCAAGGAGGGCUGACAAAAGAGAUGAAAUCAAGCUUUUCCCACCGCUACAGAUAAAUCUUGCUGAAGAAGGAACAUACUACUACGAUAUGGUUAUUAGCACUGGUGUUUGGAAAGAUUCAGCAACAACGGCGAACGUAACGAUGACCAUAAAAGGGGAAAAUAAUGAACACGAUCUCAUAGCUCUUCAAAAAAACGGAGAUUUACAGGAAAUCUUUAGUCGAGGAGGUAUAAAUGGUUUUGUUUUAGUUACAAACGGGUCAUUAGGAAAUCUAAACGAAGUAACUUUGGAACACGAUAAUUCAGGAGAUAGUCCAUCCUGGUUUGUAGAAACAGUGGUUAUCAGAGACAGACAAACAGAAGAACGUUGGGUGUUCCCUAUAAAUAGGUGGCUUGCAUUAGAAAAAGACGAUGGGCAGAUAGAAGUUAGUGUACAAAGCAAAGCAGCUACAUCUUUUUCGGCGGAGGUGAGGUCGCGCUUUGGGAGAAAGAUAGCUGACAGUCAUUUGUGGAUGUCAGUGUUUGGUAAAGCGUGCAGUAGUAAAUUCACGCGCGUUCAGAGAGCGUCGUGUUGUUUGUCGAUUCUCUUCAGUGCAAUGAUAGCCAAUGCCAUGUUUUAUAAUAUUGGCGGGGAAUCAGCGGGAGCAAUACAGAUCGGACCUUUCAAGUUUUCCUGGAGACAAAUAGUCAUUGGAGUACAGAGUGGUAUAAUAGUUGCACCUGUAAACAUUAUUAUCGUGUUUCUGUUUAACUCUAGUCGAACGAAAAAGAAGAAGGAAGACAAGUACAAAGAAUCAUUUAAAGCACAACAGCUCGUCGAUGAAAUAAACGGUCAAAGCUGUGUGCUUCCUCAUUUCUUUGUAUACAUCGCUUGGUUUCUCUGCUUUGUCACCAUUAUGACAGCAGCAACAUUUACGUUAUUUUACAGUCUGAUGUGGGGUAAGGAAGUCUCUGAGCAGUGGCUGGCGUCUAUCCUUAUAUCAAAUGGACAAGACGUUUUUGUUAUGCAACCAACAAAGGUCAUGUUGGCGGUUCUUUUAGUUUCCUUUCUUUUUACGAGAAACAAACAAGCUCACGAGGAAGAGGAAGGUGUUGGAGAGGGUGAGCCUCUUACCAAUGACAUGGAUUUUUUAUGCGAUAAUCCUAAAUAACGCUUUAAACAGAGCCUCGUGGAGAAAAUGCGCAUACGAAGCAGAAAAGAGGCUAAACUUGCAGGAAUGGCGAGGGGAAUUAUCCUCCAUUUGGCAUUUGUGUUUCUGCUGUCUGUAGUCUGCUAUGGCAACAAGAAUGAGAAUCGUUUCUUGAUGACAACAGAGAUGAAAAAUACUUUCAGAAGCUUUGAACUGGUAACUGAUUCUCAGAGACUUUCGAGAUGGCUGACUGGGCAAUUUCUGCCAAAUGUGUUCAACCAAGACUGGUAUAAUGGCCUUGAAGAGCCGAAAGAUGUUUACAUCGCCAAUAAGAUGUCCAUAUUGAUUGGCAUGCCUUGGAUGCGACAGUCGAGAAUUCAUAAAAGUGUUUGUGAAUCACUUCCUGGAACUAUAACAGACUGCUACUACGACUAUUCUCCAGAGAGAGAGGACACAACAGAGUUGAGUCUUCCAGGCUGGUGGCCACUUUCUCUCAAUGCGUCCUGGCCAAAGGCACUUCGAAUUUGUCCGAAACCAUGGCGUUAUCAGAGUGCUGAAACUCUGGACACUGGCCUUGUAAAGGCCGUAUACAACACUUAUGGUGGAGGUGGCUACGUAGCCGUCCUGGGAUAUGACGAGAAAACGGCAAAUCGUGUCUUAAGUGAGACUUUUGGCAGCGGCUGGCUUGAUCGAAAAACUCGUGCUGUAGUCUUGGAAUUUGCGACGUUCAACAUCAAUACGAACCUUAUCAGCAUUGUCACGUUUAUCUACGAGAUGAUUGCGGCUGGUGCAGCCUACUCUGUGACUAGGGUAGACACCCUCGAGUUGUACAGUACGGAAUCAGGAGCUCUUAUGUUUUAUCUCAUUUGGCAGUUUUUAUUUUUGGCAAUGGUAUUAUUCUACUUUAUCAUGAUGCUGUAUCACUUUUAUCGACAACGGUUGGGAUUUUUCAAGUCUGUCUGGAACAUGGUUGAUUUCUUGAUGAUCAUCUCUUCUACAACGUCCGUGGCGUGCUACAUGAUGAGAUCCAAGAAAAUAUUAAACAGCAUCGAUGCAAUUAAAAAAAAUCCUUUCGAAGUAUUUCAUUUUCAUUCUGCUCUAAACUGGGCCAGCUGGGAAAACGCUUCUAUUGCUCUUGCAAUUUUUAUGGUUACAGUGAAGCUCUUAAAUCUGAUUCGUUUUAAUCCUUAUGUCAUAUAUUUGUUUUCAUCUUUCCGUCGGUCUAUAGGCUACCAACUUUCCUAUUUGGUUUUCUUUGUCAUAGUAUUUAACGCUUUUGUCAUAUCAGGAAUGCAGCUUUUUGGAGGAGUAGUUUAUCAUUAUUCUAGUUAUCUGCAGGCUGUCAUUUCACAAUUAGAAUUUCUGUUGGGAAAAGCAGUACCAAUUGCUGACCUUCGCAAAGAUAAACCUUUCAUUGGUCCAACUUUUGUUCUCCUGUUCAUGUUAAUGAUGACCAUAUUUCUUAUGAAUAUGUUGGUAUCUGUCCUAAACGAGUCUUACACUGACGCCAGGGAAAACGCAGAAGAAAGGGCAGAAGAGCUUGAAAUGGCGCGUUUUAUUGGGGAACGUUUCAUAGACUUAUUCCAAGAGGGUAAAAGGCGACCUGAAUUUAAACUAUUUUGUGACGACGCAACUUUUGUGAAUAUGUGUCGUUCGGACGCAGAACCAUUCUGUUUGAAUUCUCAAAGUCUCCUUCAGUGCACGGAGGAACGAUUAGGAACAUUAGAUAAAAGAAUAAGCGCGCUUAUUAGACGCACAGAGAACAUCGAUGGGGAUGAACUAAACGAGGAUAAAGAGUUUAUUUCUCUCUUCGACUCAAUGGUUAAUGCUCAUUAA
Molecule: messenger RNA, 5867 nt
Organism: Stylophora pistillata
Lineage: Eukaryota; Metazoa; Cnidaria; Anthozoa; Scleractinia; Pocilloporidae
Product: polycystin family receptor for egg jelly-like
Biological process (GO): detection of mechanical stimulus
Cellular component (GO): membrane
Molecular function (GO): protein binding; calcium ion binding; calcium channel activity
Source: RefSeq, a predicted model, not a curated record